UAGCCCAACAAAUUCUCAGGCGAAAGAACCCUAGCUAUCUGCUUCACCAUGGACGUAGAAGGAGAAGACAAAAGCGAUUAUCUCCCGAUCGACCAAAUCGUUGAAGAAGAUACCAUGGACGAUCUCAUCAGAGACCGAUUCAGACUCUCUGCUAUCUCUAUCGCCGAAACCGAAGCGAAGAAAAAUGGAAUGGAAAUAGCUGCACCUGUUGUGGCAUGUAUAUCAGAUUUAGCCUUCAAAUACGCAGAAAAUGUUGCAAAGGACCUUGAACUAUUUGCUCAUCAUGCUGGACGCAAAGUUGUGAACAUGGACGAUGUUGUUCUCUCCGCGCACAGAAACGAUAACUUAGCUGCGUCGUUGAGGUCACUGUGCAAUGAGCUAAAGGCAAAAGAGCCACAAUCUGAGAGGAAACGCAAGAAAGGAUCAGCCAAGAGAGAAGACAAAGCCAGUAGUAGCAAUGCCGUUCGCAUCCCCGAUUUGUAACUCUUCAAGCAGCGCGUAAAUACAUGCAUUCCUAUAUUCAUAUACAUAGAGGACAAACCUUGAGGAAGAAGCCGUUAAAUGGCCUGGAACUUUUGUAGAAGUUUAUAAAAGUUAUUUGCAUCAACCCUCUUAUUUUAAAAUAUUAAGGUAGAGAGGUAUUACAGUCUUGUUUUUCAUUUUCUUUUUGCAUC
Molecule: messenger RNA, 674 nt
Organism: Camelina sativa (false flax)
Lineage: Eukaryota; Viridiplantae; Streptophyta; Magnoliopsida; Brassicales; Brassicaceae
Product: protein MHF1 homolog
Biological process (GO): replication fork processing; resolution of meiotic recombination intermediates
Cellular component (GO): FANCM-MHF complex
Molecular function (GO): protein heterodimerization activity; chromatin binding
Source: RefSeq, a predicted model, not a curated record